AUGUCAGACUUGGGCGAAGAAAACAGCUCGGAUCCCGACCGGAUCGAAGAGUUCGUUAGGCAGUUUGUUGGUGGUAAAAGUAUCAAAAGAGUUCUAAUCGCGAAUAACGGAUUAGCAGCGAUGAAAUGUCUCAUUUCGAUUCGGCAAUGGCUUCAAAAUCAAUUCGUAACCUCUGAUGUCGUCAGUUUUGUAUGUAUCGCUACAGAAGACGAAAUGAAAUCUGCAUCUCACUAUCUGAAACUCGCCGAUGAGAUUGUCAUGGCUCCCGCUGGCUCGAAUUCUAAAAAUUUCGCCAACGUGGAAGUAAUCACCAGUCUAGCUCUGAAAUCUCGAGUAGACGCUGUAUACGUCGGCUGGGGACACGCUUCAGAGAAUCCAGAGUUGGCACGACGUCUUCGCAAGAAUGACAUCAUUUUUAUCGGUCCAUCGGAGAAGUCGAUUGUUGCUUCAGGCGACAAAAUUAUCAGCACGAUAAUAGCUCAAUCGAUCGGAAUGCCAACUGUCACAUGGAGUGGAAGGGAUGUCAAAGUUGAGAAGUGUGUUGAUUUUGAGCACUUUCACGAAUUACGAGCCCAAGCGACAAUAAAAAGUGCGAAAGAAGGUCUUGAAGCGAUUGAAAAAUAUGGAAUCGGUGUGCCAAUGAUGAUUAAAGCGUCGGAAGGUGGAGGUGGAAAAGGAAUUCGGAAAUGUGAGAAGAUGGAGGAUUUCGAACGGCUUUUUAAAGAAGUCGAGAUAGAAGUCCCGAACUCUCCGAUCUUUCUGAUGAAGUGUAUGGAAGGGGCUCGCCACGUGGAAAUUCAAAUCAUCGGCGAUAAGCACGGAGAAGUAAUUGCUUUGUCGUCUAGAGACUGUACAAUCCAGCGAAGAUGCCAGAAGGUUAUCGAGGAGGCGCCAGCGAGUAUUGUGCCGGAGGAGAUUAUGAAGAAUAUGAAAAAGGACGCCAUCGCUUUCGCCAAUUUCGUCGACUAUUACUCCGCUGGAACCGUGGAACUUCUUUUCGUACCAUCCACAAAUCAAUAUUUCUUCCUCGAACUCAACCCACGUCUUCAAGUUGAACACCCUUGCACUGAAUCAGUUUGUGAUGUUAAUGUGCCAGCACUACAGUUCCAAAUUGCAAUGGGGCGGAAGUUAACGGAUAUUCCAUGCGUUCGGCGGUUUAAAGAACGAGAAGAGCGAGGAGAGAACUCGAAAAUGCACUGUUUUGCGGCACGAGUGACUUGUGAAGAUCCGAAUGAUCGAUUUCUUCCAUCUACGGGAACUGUGAGAUCUUUGAAGUUCAACUCCACUUCCAAAGCAUGGGCGUAUUUCUCUCUGACUGAUGGAAGCACCGUUCACGAAUUCGCAGAUUCUCAAAUUGGUCACGUCUUCGCCCGCGGAAGAGAUCGAUCCGAAGCGAUUACCAACCUCAAACAUGCGCUUCACAACCUCAAAAUCGAUGCGACGUUCCCAACUCAAUCUGACUAUCUCAUCGAUCUCUUGUCACUUGAGAAGUUCAAGUCCAAUCAGUAUGAUACGCAGUGGUUGGAUCAGAGAAUUGCCAAAAGAGAGCAACAGAAGCUUACUCUCCCCAUCGACCAUCUCAUCGCUAUCAGCGCAGCUGCCAUUGGUAGAUCGAAGAUUCGAUCAAUUUUCGAAAGAUAUGAAAAUAACCUUCGAACGGGAAAAAUCGUUCUGCCAGUGGAGUUAUCAAGAAGUACAGAAGUCGAGCUGGAAAUUAAUAAUGUCAAAUAUUUUCUGAACGUUUUCGAGGAGACCCCAUUGAAGUAUCAUCUACGACUAGGAACACAAGAAACAACAGUCGAAAUGUUGAAAUAUGGAACUCACAAUCUCGCAAUCCAUCAGGGUAAAUCUACAGAUUACGUUCUCGAGGAGACAGAGGAGGUGUAUCUGAUUAAAAUCGGAGGAAACAAAUUGAAAUUCUCGAAAAUGGACACCAACGACGCAAGCUGCCUCCGAUCUCCCUAUACUGGAAAGUUCUUGGAGUAUAAGGUUCAGCCGGGGGAAUUCGUUCAAGUCGGACAGACCUAUGCACAAAUUGAAUCGAUGAAAAUGGUAUUCGAUGUGGUUACCAAAGUGGCGCCUGGAAGGCUGAUCCCAAUUGCUAAGGAUGGGGAUCUGAUCAAUCCUGGAUCAAUCUUGGGACGGCUCGAAAUCGAUAAACACAUUCAGGAUCAACUAAUGACUAGUGAGAAAUUUGAUGGAAAAAUGACUGGAUGGAAAGUGGAGGAGAAAAGUGAUUUUGAGAAAGCCCAACUGAUAUUGGAAGGUCGUGGAGCUAUGGAUUACCAGAUUAAUCAGCUUGUUUCUGGACUUGUGAAUUCCAAUGCCACCCAACUAAUCGAUCGAUUCAUCGAACUCGCCGAACCUUUCGAUUCUAGAGAUGGAUUUGAUGAAUCUGUUCAACGACUUCUACAAGAAGAAUCGCCGGUUUUUGAGCAAAUUGUAGACCUGAUUCACUCGAACACUAAUCAAAAGACCAAGGAAAAAUUAAUAAUGGGAAUUCUAGAAACGAUUCAGAAUCCACAGGAAUAUGAAGAAUCUCUAAUGGCCCUCUACAAAACCUGUCUACUAAGGAAUUUCAAAUCGAUGGCUGCCAUGGUUGCCAAAAUCUUGAAGCCUGAAUCCUCUGAACCCUUGGAAAUCAAAAAAUCUCAAAACUUGGGAUCGAUGAGAUUUAGGAACACACAAAAGGAAUACUCUAGCUUUCAACUCACCAACGCUGUCUUCGUAGCUCUUCUGGAGUUUACUGCCUGCUCAUCAGGUAUCAAAAAUACGAAUUUUGUUGCCAAUAGAAUCGACAUCUCGAUUGAUAUUUCGAGAGAACAGGCUGAAGAGGUUCUAGAAAUAAACGAGAGAUUCUUGAAGGCGGCUGGAGUCACAGAAAUCUUGCUGACGAGUUCAUCAGAAACUCUCUGGUUUUCUUGGAAGGUUGACAGGUUCCAUUUAGAAGUUCUAUCAUCGACGGAAUCUCCAGAAUUUCUGCCACCAAAUCCGCGAGAUUUCAAAAGAAGUCUGGCAAGUCUGAACCGUACCACUUAUAUCUACGAUUUCCCAUAUCUCUUCGCUUCCAUUGGAAAUUUGGAAUAUCAAGAACUGAUCGUUGACGAAAAGACUCAUCAACUUCAAAUGAUUUCUGACACAGAAGAGCUGGAAAGACGAGCCGUCGGAGGAUUGAAUACGUGCUCAGUGGUAGCGUGGCUGAUGAAGCUGGAAAUCGAGCAGAACGAUCAACGAGAGUUCGUGCUGAUUGGAAAUGAUGUCACCCAUCAAGUGGGAUCAUUUGCGCAGCCAGAACAUGAGCUCUUUGAGUUGGCUAGUAGAUUGGCAAGAGAACGGAAGAUCCCUCGAAUCAACAUCUCCUGCAACUCGGGUGCUCGUAUUGGUCUUGCCAGAGACGUUUUAGAUGUCUUGAAAGUGAAAUUGAAGCCCAACGGUCAUGAUUUCGAUUACCUCUACGUGGAUUCUAGUGAGAAAGAACGAAUCGGAAAUCAAAUUGUGUAUAAAGAACAAGGAGAAGAGUUGAAAUUGGUGGCUGUUAAAGGAAAGAAGGUUAGGCACAAAGUGGGCGGAAACGAGUACAUCGGAGUUGAAAAUCUGAUGGGAUCCGGAGCGAUUGGUGGAGAAACUUCUAGAGCGUAUCGAGAGAUUCCCACGUAUUGCUAUGUGACUGGAAGAUCGGUGGGCAUUGGAGCUUACACAGCGAGAUUGGCUCGGCGAAUUAUCCAACACAAAGACUCGCAUCUCAUUUUGACUGGUGCCACGGCUCUUAAUACUUUGCUGGGGAAGAAGGUCUACGCAUCAAACAAUCGUCUAGGAGGCGUAGAGAUUAUGAGCAAUAACGGAAUUGCUCAUGCUACAGUAUCCUCGGACGUGGAAGGUGUUGAGAAGUUGGUACAAUGGCUCAAGUAUCUUCCGGUCAAGCAGAAAGAGUACCCAUUUUUCAAGUGCUUGGAUAAAGAAGAUGUAAAGGUAGAAGACGUCAAAGUGAACAAGGAUGAAAUGCAGUUGGAUGUUAGGAAUAUCAUCGAGGGAUUUGAUGGGAAACAAGGAAUCUUCGAUUUUGGGUCUUUCGACGAGAUUUGCACAUCAUGGGCAGCAUCUAUCGUGACGGGAAGAGCAAAACUGAAUGGAUUGCCGGUUGGAGUGAUUGGUUCGCAGUGGAAGUCUUAUGAGAAACAACAAUUGGCAGAUGAGAGUGUAGAAAAGAGUGAAGAAGUGACAGUAACCAGAGCAGGACAAGUUUGGUACCCCGAAUCCGCGUUCAAAACAUCACAAGCCAUCUCUGACUUUAAUCGUGAAUCCCUUCCUCUUGUCAUGAUUGCUAGUCUUCGAGGAUUCUCCGGUGGUCGAAAAGACAUGUCGGAUCAAGUGCUCACUUUUGGAGCUCACAUCAUUGAUGAGUUAUCCCAAUACCAACAACCAGUCAUCGUCUACAUCCCAGCUGGAGGAGAACUUCGUGGAGGUGCGUGGGCUGUCGUGGAUUCCAAUAUCAAUCGUGGUAUCGUGCACGUCAUCGCAGAUGAGACGUGUCGUGGAGGAAUUUUGGAGCCAAACGCCGUAGUUGGAAUUAAGAUUCGAGAAGCUCAAAUUGGAAAGAUCAUGGAGAGAAGUGGAGUGGUCUCUGUGGAUGUGGAGGAUUCUGUGAAGAGUGCGUUCAAGAAGGCGUGCGUAGAUUUUGCGGAUAUGCAUGAUAGAUGGCCAAGAAUGGAAUACGUUGGAGCUAUUCGCCAGGUGACUAGUCUUCAGAACACACGCGCCGUCUUCUGGAAGAUUCUGAAGAAGGAGUUGAUCCUUGUGGAGAUCGCUGAUCGGUAUAGCAACGCUCCGAUUUAUCCAAAACCAACGCAUUCCGAAGCACUGGAAUGGGUCAAAAAACGAACGGAGGAAGAGGAGGACCUUCGGAAGUACUACACCGACGUCUUCUGUGAAGACGUUUCUAGAGAAAUUCAAAAAUCCAAGAAUCGAUUCGAGGAGGCUUGUGCCACGUGGCAACUAUAA
Messenger RNA from Caenorhabditis briggsae, 4998 nucleotides. NCBI's taxonomy places the organism in Eukaryota, Metazoa, Nematoda, Chromadorea, Rhabditida, Rhabditidae. The transcript has 10 exons. Bases 1 to 4998 code for a protein of 1665 amino acids. Gene Ontology annotation, molecular function: ATP binding; acetyl-CoA carboxylase activity; metal ion binding. The record is from RefSeq and is a predicted model, not a curated record.